UCAUAGUAUAACCUAUAGUUGGUAUUGCGUAUGUUGUUUGAUUUGACACUAAUAAUAAUUUUUAUUUUCUUUUAUUUUUACGGACAAAGCAGCCAAAAAUGGAAACUUAGACCGUGAGGCGUGAUCUGAAGAUUUGUUCACAUUCCCGCAAAACCCUUGAAUCCACACUCCUAACAUCUCGAUUCCAGUGAAAAUUUUCUCACCCCCAAUUACAGUUUGAUUGGCGGGUCAAAGAAUAGAAGUGUGGUUUGAAUGAUUUAAUUUAUUUUAUAGUACUUUGUUUUUUCUUUGGAAAGUGAUUGCAUAAUUGCAUCUGCUUGUAUCUGUACUAUGCGGUGUUGAUGGGGCCGUCUGUAUAUGUUUGAGCAAUGCAUCCGUGAUAUUUACCAGCAUUGAUAGUUUGAUACUGGGUCAUUGUCAUUGAUUCUGAACAGAUUGAAAGAGGGGUGGAUUUCGGUUUAGAGAUAAUUUAGGAUGUCGGUCUGAUCUUCUUGAUGAAUUGAGUUUUCUCUGUGCGAGUUAGCUUUGUGGUGUUAAUUUGUUCUUGCUGGGGUUUUCUGUGGGAAAAACAUUGCGGCAUUGAGUGUAAAGAUUCAAGCUUUGAUUGAAAUUCUUGAAUUUUGAGAGGGAUAAUAGUUGGAGGGUGUAGGAGAAGAGGAGGGGAUGUAAGGUGAAGUGGGAGGGAUUGAGCAGACAACAAUGACUACAGGGUCAUUGGGUCUUCGUGCUUCAGGGAGUUAUGGAUCUUUGCAGCAAUUCCAGAAUAUUUCAGUGGCAACCCAAACUACACCACCUAUCCCACCAAGAAAGCCUCCCAAGAUGUUUAAGGAGAAAGAAGGAUUGUUUGUUUGGAUCUGCAAAGUUGCGCCUCGAAAGAAGGUUGGCAUGCUGCUCUUAUCUGCUGUUUCUGCUGCAGUUUUUGUUUGGGUCUUAUAUGUUGGCAAAGGCGAAGAUUCACAGGGACCUGGAAUUCCAAACAUCAAUAUUAAUAAUACUAUCAGAAAUAGAGAAUUUUUUAAAGAACCUGAACAAAAAAAUAGUCUUUCCCCUAAAAGAAAUAGUAUUGGAGGAAUUGCAGCUGCAGGACAGCCUCCACUCCCCCCUGUAUAUUUUACUGGAUACACACUUCCUCCCGGCAACCCUUGUGAAGGCUUCACAUUACCUCCGCCGCCAGCAGAUAAGAAGAGGACUGGACCACGACCAUGUCCGGUGUGCUACCUUCCUGUUGAAGAAGCUAUUGCGUUAAUGCCAAAUGCACCAUCAUUUUCUCCUAUAGUUAAGGAUUUAACUUAUAUACAUGAAGAAAAUUUAGUUAAAAGUGAGUUUGGAGGUUCAGAAUUUGGUGGAUAUCCUUCACUGAGUCAGAGGGAAGAUUCCUAUGAUACAAGAGAGUCAAUGAAUGUCCAUUGUGGAUUUGUCAAAGGGGUCAGACUUGGACAUGAUACAGGUUUUAACAUUGUUGAUUCUGACCUUGAUGAGAUGGAAACUUGUCAAGGUGUGGUGGUUGCAUCAGCAAUAUUUGGAGCUUUUGAUUUAGUUCGACAACCGAUGAACAUAAGUGAAUAUGCCAAGAAAAACGUGUGCUUUUAUAUGUUUGUGGACAAUGAAACAGAAGAAUUUCUAAGAAAUUCCAGUGACUUGGAUAGUAGUAUGAGAUUGGGAUUGUGGAGAAUUGUUGUUGUUCAUAAGCUACCUUACAGUGAUGCAAGGCGCAAUGGGAAGAUUCCAAAGCUUCUACUUCAUAGACUAUUUCCAAAUGCGCGGUAUUCUCUCUGGAUUGAUGGAAAACUUGAACUGGUUGUGGAUCCAUAUCAACUACUUGAAAGGUUCUUGUGGAGAAAAAAUGCCAGCUUUGCUAUAUCAAGGCACUAUAGGCGUUUUGAUGUGUUUGUGGAAGCAGAGGCUAAUAAAGCUGCUGGGAAGUUUGACAACGCCUCCAUUGAUUUCCAGAUUGAAUUUUAUAAAAAAGAGGGCCUUACACCAUUCUCUGCAGCUAAGUUCCCAAUAACAAGUGAUGUUCCAGAGGGAUGCGUUAUUCUUCGUGAGCAUAUUCCAAUUUCCAACCUCUUUACUUGUCUUUGGUUUAAUGAAGUGGACCGUUUUACUCCCCGAGACCAGAUUAGCUUUUCUACUGUAAGGGACAGGAUCAGGUCCAGGACAAAUUGGACCGUCGAGAUGUUCCUAGACUGUGAAAGACGCAACUUUGUGGUCCAGGGGUACCAUAGAGAUAUUCUUGAGCAGGGGGUGCAUCCGCCUCCACUCGGUGAUAGUGCAGUCAUCCACCCCCCACCCGUUGUUUAUGAAUCUAUUAAGGCUUCAAAUCAUAGCAGCCCGGUUAGAAAUAGUUCCGGUAGGCACAGAAGAGACAGGCGAUCCAGGCGCCACCGGAGUUCUUUGCCAGAAGUAGUAAGAAUAUCAGUGUGACCCUUAAGUUGAAAUUUUGUUCAGCCAUUUUCUUAGUUAUCUCCUUCCCUGUCUCAAGAAUAUCAAUGCCGGGCUAGGAGUUGUGCUGAUGAGAUGAGUGUAAGAGGUUGUUUUUUCAGAUAUACAUAUACAGAGAUUUUUUACAGAACCCAGAAUUUAUACAGAGUACAUUUUUUGUAUAUAUAUCUGAUUCUAAUAAUUUUCUCAUGGAUUUGCCAGCAUAUCCUCAGAGCUGGUAACCAUUGUUUUGACCUUAGAAUCAUUAUAUCUUAGCAAUUACACACUAAGAUUGCUUGUAACUAAGAGAAUAUUUAUCAGUUCAUGAAUGGAAUCCAUCACUUUUUCAUUUUCUGA
Ipomoea nil (Japanese morning glory) is the source of this 2778-nucleotide messenger RNA. RefSeq lists its product as uncharacterized. The record is from RefSeq and is a predicted model, not a curated record. Lineage: Eukaryota; Viridiplantae; Streptophyta; Magnoliopsida; Solanales; Convolvulaceae. Bases 700 to 2424 code for a protein of 574 amino acids. The transcript has 9 exons.